Molecule: messenger RNA, 369 nt
Organism: Nyctereutes procyonoides (raccoon dog)
Lineage: Eukaryota; Metazoa; Chordata; Mammalia; Carnivora; Canidae
Gene: CUNH5orf58
Product: chromosome unknown C5orf58 homolog
Exons: 3
Coding region: 75-320 (81 amino acids)
Source: RefSeq, a predicted model, not a curated record
GUGGCUCUAAAGUGAGUGAAAUAGGAUAAAUUCCUCCACUCAGGAGAAAGCAGAGGCAAGAAGUUGACUAAACGAUGUUUAAGAAUAAUGUUACUGACCAUAAGCCUAAUGUGGAAACCAUAAUUAAAAACAUUAACACAAUUUCUUUGGAGUUAAAGAAGAUGAAAGAGCUCUCCCAGUUGCUGCUUUGUGACCUUACUCUACAUUUUAAUCAUCCUGUGAAGACAGAUGACUUAAAGGAACCAGAAGGAAAAACCCCCCUCUUUGAAGAGUCUGCAAUAUCAGAUGUGUCCCUUGCCUCUAAUAGUUUUUCUAUCUGAUUUCUUUUUGUUUGUUGUGAAUUUAUAACUGUAUUUAUUGUGGAAUUAA